Quercus robur (English oak) is the source of this 1618-nucleotide messenger RNA. RefSeq lists its product as uncharacterized. The record is from RefSeq and is a predicted model, not a curated record. Gene Ontology annotation, cellular component: cytoplasmic side of plasma membrane; ESCRT III complex; multivesicular body. The transcript is spliced from 9 exons. Gene Ontology annotation, biological process: vesicle budding from membrane; late endosome to vacuole transport via multivesicular body sorting pathway. The coding region runs from base 1 to 1482 and encodes 493 amino acids. NCBI's taxonomy places the organism in Eukaryota, Viridiplantae, Streptophyta, Magnoliopsida, Fagales, Fagaceae.
AUGGCAUUGCCACAAUUGGUUUUCGGUCAGCAAGUUUGGGCAGCAGGAAUUUCGAACAAAGUACUUGUGUCUGACGAACAACGACGUCGUUUUGUGUAUGAUCUUCGUCUUGUUUGCCUUUGUAAAAAGAGUCUAAAGAGUAAAAGAGAAAGAAGAGAGAGAGAGAGAGAGAGAAUGGAAGUGAGGGAAUUCAUAAGAAACGAAGUGGAGGAUUGGGAAGAUGAAGUUGUGGGUCGGGCCCGGUUCAAGGCCUUUAGCGGUCAAAGAUCCGAUUGGGAACCCACUUACCGUUUCUGGAACCACCUCCUUCUCUCCAUCGCUCGCCAUUUCCACCUUCUCAUCAUUUCACCUUCACAGGUGAAGAACAAUUGGUUCAAUCGCAAUGGAUUGACCCCUUUGUGCUUGGACCAGGUUUUGUUAGAAAUGUACAAUGAAGGUGAAAUUGUACGGUGUAGUGAUCUUAUGGACCCAAGGAGUGGCCGAAUGUCACUUCUCUUGAGAAAAUUUAGCAACUUGAUGCUUAGGCCAACACCUUCUUUACAAACACUAUUACAAGAUCGCCUCAUACUCACCCCUCUACUUAAGGAUAAAGCUGUGGAAGUUGUGAAACUUUUAUCUGAAAGUCACUGGACUAGUUCGUGUAUUGUCACGAUGAAGAAGUUCCAUGACAUUUGUGGAGGACCGGAAGAAGCUUCUGCGGUCUUGAGUCAUCUGUCAGAAACUGGGAAAGCACGGUACCUCUCGAUACAUAAGAUGGAUUUUGUUGAGGGCGUAAAAGUUUCUCUGUCAUCAGCACCAGUUUCUAAUAUCUCAAGUUUAGAUUGUGAUGUUCUGCAUUUAGUUUGGACAACAGAAAGGCUUCAGCAACAGCUUGAUGUGAUUGACCGCCGUUGUGAAAUGUCAAGAAAAACAGCAUUAGCUUUUUUGCAUUCUGGGAACAAGAAAUUGGCACUUCGGCAUGCUAGGGAGUUAAAACUAGCCAAUGAGAGCAGAGAAAAGUGUGCAUCUUUUUUGAACAGAGUGGAGGAAGUCCUUAGCAUUAUUGCAAAUGCUGAAUCCACAAAAAAGGUCUCAGAAGCCAUCCAGAUUGGAGCCAAAGCAAUGAAGGAAAAUAAGAUCAGUGUGGAGGAAGUUGAAUUCUGUUUACAAGAGCUUGAGGAGAGCAUUGAAUCACAAAAGCAAGUUGAUAAAGCUCUAGAGUCAACUCCCUCAUACACUGAUGUUGAGGAUGAAGAUAUUGAAGAAGAAUUCAAGAAAUUGGAGUUGGAAGUUGGAAGUGGAAACCUUCAAGUUCCAAUCUCCCAAACGGUUGUUGAUAGUACAUUGGGAGAAGUAGAGGCAUUAGAGUCUCCUGAAUCUUUGAGUGAUGCUUUGUCAAAUCUCAAGCUUUCAGAUAAUUCAACCAGGGAAUCAGCAAGUAAGAGUCCUAUGUUAGCAAUGAGACAGAACAAAUUAAAAAAUCUUGUGCUUGAAGCUACUUAGUCAAUUUUUCAUCUACCAGUCUUUUGCGAGGUGAUCAAUCAUGGGAUCAUUAUAUCUUUGUUAUAAUUGUGUAAUACUCCUAAGUUCCAACAUUCUUUGUGUAUCUGAAAAUGUGUAUAUACUCCAUUCUUGUUAA